Nilaparvata lugens (brown planthopper) is the source of this 10144-nucleotide messenger RNA. RefSeq names its product E3 ubiquitin-protein ligase HECTD1-like. Gene Ontology annotation, cellular component: nuclear speck. Gene Ontology annotation, molecular function: protein binding; metal ion binding; ubiquitin protein ligase activity. The record is from RefSeq and is a predicted model, not a curated record. NCBI's taxonomy places the organism in Eukaryota, Metazoa, Arthropoda, Insecta, Hemiptera, Delphacidae. Gene Ontology annotation, biological process: anatomical structure development; protein K63-linked ubiquitination; proteasome-mediated ubiquitin-dependent protein catabolic process.
AUGGCGGAGGUGGAUCCAGAGACGCUGCUCGUGCUGAACAUGGGCCAGGGUGAUGAGAGGGACAUGCAGCUCAUUGCACUCGAACAACUCUGCAUGUUGCUGCUCAUGUCAGACAAUGUCGACCGAUGCUUCGAAAGUUGCCCGCCGCGCUCGUUUCUGCCGGCUUUGUGCCGCAUCUUUUUGGACGAAUGCGCGCCGGACGCCGUGUUGGAGGUGACAGCACGCGCCAUUACAUACUACCUGGACGUGAGCGCCGAAUGCACGCGACGCAUAGUGGCUAUGGACGGCGCCGUCAAGGCCAUCUGCCAGCGUCUCAUUCUGCCCGCGCAGCAGGUCGCCAAGGAGCGUACCAGUCGCGAUCUUGCCGAACAGUGCAUCAAGGUUUUGGAGUUGAUCUGCACGCGCGAAGCCGGCGCGGUGUUCGAGGCGAACGGCCUGCAGUGCGUGCUGUCGUUCAUUCGCGACCACAACGCGCAUGUGCACAAGGACACACUGCACUCGGCGAUGGCGGUGGUGUCGCGUCUCUGCACCAAAAUGGAGCCGGCCGACGCGUCGCUGCCAUUUUGUGUCCAGUCGCUGUCCACCCUUCUGCACCACGAGGACAGUCAUGUCGCUGACGGCGCGCUCCGCUGUUUUGCUUCCUUGUCUGAUCGGUUUACUAGACGAGGAGUUGAUCCGGCACCAUUGGCGGAACACGGUCUGGUGGGCGAACUGCUGACUCGGCUGUCUAACGCUGCCGGUCCCGCCGGCACCACAGCGGCGACCACGCCCUGUCCCAACACCAGCUCCUCGGCGCCAGGUGCGGAGACCAAGUCGCCCGCCUCUGUCUCCACCAUCAUCAGUCUCCUGUCGGCGCUGUGUCGCGGGUCGCCUACUAUCACACACGACCUAUUACGAUCAGAAUUACCAGAAGCCAUAGACAAAGCUUUGAAAGGCGAUGAAAGAUGUUGCCUGGACACGAUGCGACUGGUAGACCUGUUGCUAGUGUUGCUGUUCGAGGGCAGGAAGGCGCUGGCAAGGGGCGGCGCCGGCAGCACUGUGGGGGCGGGGUGCGGAGGAGGCGUUGGGGGCGGUCAACUGCCCCCCAGGUUGCGACGCAUGGACUCGGCCGGCGAGAAGUCGCAUCGACAGCUGAUUGACUGUAUCCGUAGCAAGGACACUGAUGCGCUUAUAGAGGCUAUUGAUACUGGAGGCAUUGAGGUGAACUUCAUGGACGACGUUGGCCAGACUCUGCUCAACUGGGCGUCUGCUUUUGGAACUCAGGAAAUGGUCGAGUUUUUGUGUGAUCGAGGUGCCGACGUCAAUAAAGGCCAGCGUUCGUCGUCGCUCCACUAUGCCGCCUGCUUCGGCCGCCCGGCCAUCGCCAAAGUGCUGUUGCGUCACGGCGCCAACCCGGAUCUGCGUGACGAGGACGGAAAGACGCCGCUAGACAAGGCCAGGGAACGCGUCGACGAGGGCCAUCGUGAAGUCGCUUCCAUCCUGCAGUCUCCAGGCGAAUGGAUGAUACCUGCUGACAAAGACAAGAAAUGUGAGCAAAUAGAACCGGAAGAGUCGUGGGAACCAAAGGGAGAUCCAGAGAUGGCUCCAGUUUACCUCAGGCGACUGCUGCCCGUAUUCUGCAAUACAUUCCAAUCGACAAUGCUCGCUUCUGUCAGGAAAGCAAGUCUCAGCCUCAUUAAGAAAAUGGUGCACUACAUUCAGCCAUCAAUACUAGUUGAGGAAUGCACCUCAGAGCCGGCAGUUUUCAAUCUAGGAACAACUCUUGUUGAAGUCAUAGCUACAGUUCUAGACAAUGAGGAUGACGAAGAUGGUCACCUAGUUGUGUUACAAAUAAUCGAAGACUUGAUGCUGAAGGCGCAGGACGUUUUCUUGGACCAUUUUGCCCGCUUGGGAGUUUUCUCGAAGGUGGCCCAGCUAGCUGGACCACAGGACAGCUCCUCCACACCAACGCCGAUCACUCAACCCGAGACACUCCUCGCCAAGAAGGAAGACAACCAAGAAGAAACUGAGCCUGAAUCAGUGCUAGAAGACGCAAAGGAGAUGUUGCCAGGCAAGGCGUAUCACUGGCGUGACUGGUGUCUGUGCCGUGGCCGCGACUGCCUCUACGUCUGGUCGGACGCCGCCGCACUCGAACUGUCCAACGGCAGCAACGGCUGGUUCCGGUUCAUCCUCGACGGAAAACUGGCAACAAUGUACUCGAGCGGCAGUCCCGAGGGUGGCACCGACACCACUGAAAACCGAGGCGAGUUCUUGGAGAAGCUGCAACGAGCAAGAGUGCAGGUGAAGCCGAAUUCUCCCAGUCAGCCGGUGUUGUCGCGUCCCGGCCCUGCACGCCUUGUCGUCGGCAACUGGGCGUUGUCCAGUCGCAAGGACGGCGAACUGCAUAUUCACAACUCUGACGGACAACAGCAAGCGACAAUUCUGAAGGAAGAUUUGCCGGGCUUCAUAUUCGAGUCGAACCGGGGCACAAAACACUCAUUCACCGCCGAGACGUCGCUGGGCCCCGAAUUCGCGGCCGGCUGGACGGGCAAGCGCGGCAAACGGUUGCGCUCAAAGAUCGAGGCCAUGAAGCAAAAGGUUAAGGUGCAGGCGCAAGAGAUUUACGACAAAUAUUUCAAGGCCGCUCAGGCUCAACCGAGAGGAGUGGUGGCCAAGCUAGGCUCUAUUGUAGCACAGAUCGAGAUAUCAUGGACUGAACAUCACAUGCGCAACCGCGAGAACGGUGCCGGCUGGCGUGAGAUCCUACAGUCGGCGUUGACCGAGCUGACCGCCUUGCUGCAGGAGGAAGGCCUAGUGUCGGCCUACGAGGUUCACAGCAGCGGCCUCGUGCAGGCCUUGCUGUGUCUGCUGGCCACGUCGCCCUGGGACCACGGCAGCACGCCCUACAAAACCAACAAACUGCAGAAGCAGCGUGUGGCGCUGUUCAAGCACUGCUUCAACCGGGAGAAGAGCGGUGUCAAUACGGCUGUUAUCCUUGUCCAUAAACUGGUGUCCGUGUUGGAGUCGAUUGAGAAGCUGCCCGUCUAUCUGUACGAUUCGCCAGGGUCUUGUUAUGGUCUACAGAUUCUAACCCGACGUCUGAGGUUCAGACUGGAGAAGGCAUCCGGCGAGAGUUCGCUGAUCGACCGUUCAGGUCGCAGCCUGAAGAUGGAGCCACUGGCGACGGUGACGCAGUUGGAACGCUAUCUGCUGAAGAUGGUCGCCAAGCAGUGGUACGACUAUGAACGCGCCACGUUCUCGUUCGUCAGACGCCUCAAGGAGGCCGGUGUCAAGGUCACGUUCCGUCAUCAGCACGACUUUGACGAGAACGGCGUCAUACAUUGGAUCGGCACUAACGGAAAAACCUCGUUGGAGUGGGUGAACCCGGGCCAGUACGGCCUGGUGGUGGUGACGUCAUCGGACGGCCGCAACCUGCCCUACGGCCGCCUGGAGGACAUUCUGAGCCGCGACUCUUCGGCACUCAACUGCCACACCAACGACGACAAGCGCGCCUGGUUCAACGUCGACCUCGGCCUCUGGCUCAUCCCGACCGCCUACACUAUGCGGCAUGCGCGCGGCUACGGGCGGUCGGCGCUGCGUAACUGGAUGUUCCAGGCUUCCAAAGACGGCUCCAACUGGGUCACCCUGUACACGCACGUGGACGACACAUCUCUGAAUGAGCCGGGCAGUACGGCCACCUGGACCCUGGACCCGGUCCCCGCCGAGGAGACGCAGGGCUACCGACACAUUCGCAUCCAGCAGACCGGCAAGAACGCAUCCGGCCAGACGCACUAUCUGUCGCUGUCCGGUCUCGAGCUCUACGGAACCGUCACCGGUGUCUGUGAGGAUCUGGGUAAGGCAGCCAAGGAGGCAGAAGCGAACUUGAGAAGACAGCGUCGUGUUCUGCGCACCCAGGUUCUCAAGCAGCUUGUGAUCGGCGCCAGAGUGGUGAGGGGACUCGACUGGAAGUGGAGGGACCAAGAUGGCACCCCGCCUGGAGAGGGCACCGUCACUGGCGAACUACACAAUGGUUGGAUAGAUGUAACAUGGGACCAUGGAGGCUCCAAUUCCUACAGAAUGGGAGCCGAAGGAAAAUAUGAUCUGAAAUUAGCAACUGAAUGUGAUAGUCAGUCUUCCACUCCAGCCGGAAAAUGGAACAAGACAACGUCGAGUGUGGGCAGUGAGAGUGCGGCCCGAACCAGUGUGUUGACUAGUCGCAAAUCGAGUUCAACGCCCAGUCUGCCUGAUGCCACCGAGAACCAGGUGAAGACCUCGGUUGCCAGCACCGAGCAGGCUGCGUCUGCCGACAAUUUAGCUGCCAAGCAAGCCGCGCAGGCACUGGCGGAGAGCGUGCUAUCAGUGGCGCGUGCCGAGGCUAUAGUGGCCGUCAGCCAGGAGAGUCAACAACAACAACAACAGCAGCAGCAACAACAGCAGCAGCAACAACAACAGCAACAACAACAGUCGGCUGCGGCCAGUGAUCUGUCGGUGGUGGUUCAUGCGUUGAGGGGUGACCCCUCCGCGCACCCCACCACCACUCCUAGUGAUCUCGCCACCAUUGUUGAGACAUUGGCGCUCGAUGACAGCUCGCGAGUCAAUACCACUACUGGAGGCGGAAUCUCGUCGGUGUCAAAUCACCUGAGACGCCAGGUCAGCUGUGACGACAACAAACCCCCGCAGACUGCAACCAGCGUGGAAACACCAGCUGUGGGCAAGACCAAUCUGCUCACUUCAUCCAACACGGCUCCUUCGCCAACUUUAGUCAACAAGGCAGUCGCCACUACUCGUGCUAAUAAGUUUUUCAGUUCGACUUCGGAAGACUACACGACUAGCAGUGCUGGAGGCGGCGGAGUUGGAGGUGUGGAGGCGGCAACCGAUCUGCAACGGAGCAUGCGCGAGGGAACCGACAUGCUGCGAAACAACACUAACAGCUUUCUGUCUGGCCUGAUGGGUGCGCGAAGUGCGGUGCGCAUCAGUGUAGCCGCCGACAGCACCACACCGCCACAAUUGCAGGCAAACAAGCACCACAUUGUUGCCGACAGCAAGAAGGAGAAGGAGGGUGGAGGAGGCCGGGGACCCUCUUCGACCAAUCCAAUGAGCAUCAGUGUUCCCAACCUCACGUCAGCGACGAAUGCAACCAGCCUGGAACAGGCCAACCCCGCCGGACUCCUAGAGACGUUUGCGGCCAUGGCGCGGCGACGCACUAGCGGCAGUGGCGGGACUGGCGGCAGCGGAAGUGGCGGUAACGGAACAGGCGGAAGCGGAACUGGUGGAAGCGGAACUGCUGCCAGCGUGCAGACUGGCGGAAACCAGACUAGCGUGCACGCCAACAAUCCCACACCCUCCUCUAAUCCUUCCUCCCUAUUUCCGCGCGGUCCUAGUUCCGUCUCUAGUCUCGUGCGGUUGGCGUUAUCAUCUAAUUUCCCAGGUGGCCUACUGAGCACAGCGCAAAGCUAUCCUAGCCUGACUACCAGUGGUCCCACAGGCAGUGGGUCAUGCGGCAUCUCCACUACGGCCGGCGCAGGUCCACAUCUCAGCCAGGCUCUCACCAUGAGUCUCACAUCCACAUCCAGUGAUAGCGAACAAGUCAGCCUGGAGGACUUCUUGGAGAGUUGCCGAGCUCCCACCCUGUUGGCUGAAUUGGACGAUGAUGAUGAAAUGCCUGAUGAUGAUGACAAUGACGAUGACGAAAAUGAAGAUGAUGAUGAUUACGAAGAAGUCAUGGUCAGCCGGAAUCUACUCUCAUUUAUGUUCCCGGUCUCUCCGUUUCAGGAGGAAGAUAGCUACGAGUCUCGAAACAGUGGCGUGGUGGGAGGCGGCGGAGGCAGCGGAGUUGGAAGCGGUAGCGGAAGCGGAGGCGGCGGAUCGUCGGGGGCGGCGGGUGAGAGUGGCAGCGGAAGCGGAGGCGGUAGUGGAGGUGGUAAGCGACGCUCGUGGGACGAUGAGUUUGUACUGAAGCGGCAGUUUUCGGCGCUGAUUCCGGCGUUCGACCCGAGGCCGGGUCGCACCAACGUCAACCAGACCACGGAUCUGGAGAUUCCGGCGCCGGGCGGCGAGGAUACCGCCGCAGUGAUGGCCGGCGAGGCGGAGGUGGUCGUUCAGCCUAGGCUGCAGCUGGUGCUUCGCGGACCAAACAUUCCUGGCGUUCAGGAUGUGGAAAUUGAACUGUCAGAUCCAAAGUGGACCAUUUUCCAUGCAGUUCAAGAACUAAUCCAGAUGGCCGAUCUAGGCAGUAGGCAGGAGAAGAUGAGACGACUUUGGGAGCCAACCUACACAAUAAUCUACCGCGAGGUGAAGGAGAGCGAGCGUGAGCGCGACUCGAGAGAGGGCGGCGGUGAGAGCACUCCUCUGUGCAGCGGCGGGAGCAUCCUGUCUCCAGCAACACCCACUCCCAUUACAUCCAUGUCGUGUACCGUCGAGGAUGUGCUUCAGCUGCUCAGGCACCUGUUUGUCAUCAGCACUAGUAUGCAGCAUCAAAAUAACGAGCAUGACCUCAACUAUGAUAACCAAAACGACCAGCUAUCACCUGAAGAAUUCUCUAGUAAGAAAAUCACCAACAAACUGCUUCAACAGAUUCAAGAUCCGUUGGUGUUGAGCUCUGGUGCUCUGCCGGCCUGGUGCGAAGAACUCAAUCACUCUUGUCCUUUCCUCUUCCCGUUCGAGACCAGACAUUUGUACUUCAGCUGCACUGCAUUUGGCGCGUCCAGGUCGAUAGUGUGGCUGCAAACGCAGCGUGACGUGACUCUGGAGCGCCAACGUGGUGGACCGGGCCUGUCGCCUCGCCGAGACGAUUCGCACGAAUUCCGCGUCGGCCGCCUGAAGCACGAGCGAGUCAAGGUGCCUCGAGGCGACCAGCUGCUGGCCUGGGCCCUCCAGGUCAUGAAGGUGCAUGCCGAUCGCAAGAGCAUACUCGAGGUGGAAUUCGAGGGAGAAGAAGGUACUGGGCUUGGACCAACACUGGAAUUCUAUGCACUAGUGGCUGCUGAACUACAAAGGAGAGAUCUAGGCAUGUGGUUGUGUGACGACGAUGGUGACCUUGAGAAGACGGACGGUAUCGACAUCGGAGAGGGCGUGAAACCGCCCGGCUAUUACGUUCGGCGGCCGACCGGCCUCUUUCCGGCGCCCCUACCGCAGGACUCGGCCGCCUGCGACCGCGCCGUCACGCACUUCUGGUUCCUCGGCGUCUUCCUCGCCAAGGUCCUCCAGGACAAUCGCCUUGUCGACCUCCCCCUCUCGCAAGCCUUCCUCAAGCUCAUCUGCCAGGGUGACAUUCAUAACAAUAUCAACGAACGAAUUGGAUUGCUACCCAUGAAGAGUCGCAACCGGUUCGGCCUAGUCGACAACAGCAACUCUGACGCCGAUCUGAUGAUGUCCUCGUUGAUAUCCGAGGGAUCUGAGAAGGAACUCGAAUUCGAUCCUCCCAAAAUAUAUCCGGAAGAAACAAAACCAUGGUACAGCGGCGUGCUGAGCCCCGAAGACCUGGCCGAGGUAGAUCCUGUUCGCGGCAAGUUCCUGCGCGAGCUGCGCGAAUUGGCCGCGCACAAGGCGCGCAUCGCACAGGACAACACUCUGUCGCCCGAAUCGAAGGCACAACACAUGCAGAAUUUGUCGCUGAACCUGUGCAACGCGAACGCCAACGCCGGCCCUGUUGUCAGACUGGAGGACCUCGCCAUCACGUUCACCUACUCGCCCUCGUCGAAAGUGUUUGGCUUCACGUGCACCGAUCUUGUGCAGAAUGGCGCUGAUAUCGAGGUGAGCCUGGACAAUGUGGAAGAGUACAUAGACAGCACGACCAAGUUCUGCGUGGACAAGGGUUUGGCGCGGCAGAUGGAGGCGUUCGAGGCGGGCUUCAGCCGCGUGUUUCCGCUCAGCAAGCUGCGCGCGUUCACGCCGACAGAGGUGCGCGUCAUGAUCUGCGGCGACCAGAAUCCGCAGUGGACCCGCGACGAUCUCCUCAGCUACACUGAGCCGAAGCUCGGCUACACGCGUGAUAGCCCCGGCUUCCUACGCUUCGUGAACGUUCUGGUUAAGAUGACCGCCGACGAACGGAAGGCGUUCCUGCAGUUCACCACCGGAUGUUCGUCACUUCCGCCCGGCGGCCUGGCCAACCUCUACCCGCGUCUCACCAUUGUCCGCAAAGUGGACGCCGGAGAAGGGAGCUAUCCUUCCGUUAACACCUGCGUGCACUACCUCAAACUACCUGACUAUCCAACCGAGGAAAUCCUUAGAGACAGACUGCUCACCGCCACUCGCGAGAAGGGAUUCCACCUCAACUAGAUACACUAACUGCUGCGUUGCUUCUAUAAUCGUUGCUUUCAACAGCCCCCGAUAAAUUCGAAUCUGUUUCUCAACACAAGGUGAUGCUGUUGUAUUUAGAAUUCUCAAAUUGUUUAACUGGUGCCUAAGUUACUUUUAUCAUCGUUACGUUCAACAGCCCCCCGAUAAAUUUGAAUCUGUUUAUGAAAUUGGAGUACAUCGGUGCUUGAAAAACACAUGGUUGUAUUUCGAAUUGUUUAACUGGACUACAUUCGGUGUAUUGAAAAACACAAGGUUUUUUUGUAUGAAGUGUAUUGAUGUAACAAAUACAAAGUUGUAUUUCGAAUUUUUUCUCAAAUUCUUUAACUAGAGUACAUUCAUAGUGAUGCAUUGAAAGAACACUGAGGCCCGGUUGCUCAACAGACGGUUAGAUUUUAACCGUCAUUAAUUUCUCGAGAACCAAUCAGAGAAGCCAUCUUUUCAAAAACGCCUUCUCUGAUUGGUUCUCGUGGAAUUAAUCACGUUUAAAAUUUAACCGGCUGUUGUGCAACCGGCACUAAGUGGAUGUACUUCGAGGUGUCCGUAUAAUAAAGAUCAUUUCUAAAUUCAAAUACCUUUCCAAACUUUAUACAAGGUUUUGUACUUUGGGAUGCACCGUAUAAUGAAGAUUAUUUGUAAAUUCAAAUACCUUUCCAGACUUUAACUCCGGGGUGUACCGUAAUACUUUUGAAACACCUUCCAAACAUUAUAUUCAUUCAACGUGAAUAAAUAUCAUUUGUAAAUUUCAAUAAGCAGUCAGUUUGUUCUGUUAUAUCAUUUACAACUGGAAAAAUCUUUCCUUGGAUAAAGAUCACUUGUAAAUUACGAAACCUGCACACAAUUUGUUUGUUCUGAUAUUCAAUACUGGAGUACUUGUAGAGGGCCUCAUUUUUAGUUAUUUGAAUACAUCGUGGAUAUACUGUUGAAGCAACAUCCCAGCUUUGUUGCAUUAUGAUUUGUAAAUUCACGAAUAAAGGUGUAAAUUGUAAAAGCUUCCAAACCUUUGUAAAAGCAGUACACUCAUGUGUGGUGAAUCUCUAAUAUUGCUGCAUUAUGAUUUGUAAAUUUUAUGUCUUCAUUCAACGUGAAAAAAGAUGAUUUGUUAUUAAGUUUUUCACACUUACUUGAACCAUGUUGGGGGUUGAAAGUUUGUCGUGGGGAUUUUAUUUUAUUUUAGACAGGCGAGUUUUGUUUACAGCUAAUAGACAUGUGAAAGCUGGCAUUUUUUCGAGAUGGAAAUAUUUGGUUUAUGUUUAGUAAAACAGACUAUUGCAGCUGCAGCUUAUUUACAUUUUAAGACGUUUUGUUUUAGAAAAAUAUCUCUUUGGUGUUAUAAACUUAUUUAAUACAAAUGUCUACGCAUAAAACUUAUUCGGAUUUGUUCUGAAUGGAAUUUGAGAACGUGAAGUGGAAACACAGUAUAACAUGGUUUAUUAGUCUUAUUGAAUUCUUGAAGGAACUCUAUGAAAUAAUAAAAGCUUUUAAAACAAAACAAUAGGAAAUGUACUACAUCCUGGCUGUUGAAGAUUAAAAAUUAUUCAUAUUAUUAUAUUAGAUGUAAAAUAUUAUAGUAACUGUGGAGAUGGUAAAUAUUCCACUUUGAUUAAAUUUUCAGGGAUGUAAAUACUUACUCGUACCAAGGAAGCUGUCAGUUAUUCUCUAAACUAUUGUGAUUAAAUAUUUACCACGUAUGCCACUCCAUAUUUUACUGUAAUGAACUUAGUGAGGAUUAAAAAAUAGAAUGUGAUCUACUUAAAUCUAUUAAAAAAAGAGUCCUAUUAUAUAUUAAUGAAGAUAUUGAAAUAUAAUGUUUAGUUUUAUGUAUUAUGUGCAUAAUAUGGCAAAGAAAAAUAAAUUGGAAACUGUCCGA